AUGGGGCGGCGCCGCCGGUUCGCGCAGCUGGACGACGACGACGAAGAAGAAGACGUGCCCAUCAAGUUCAAGCCCUCGGGUGGCGCCUCCUCCUCGGGCGCCAACCCCAGGAAGCCCCAGCCGCAGCCGCAGCAGCGCCGCCGACUCGCCGCUGACGACGACGAGGAGGAGGAGGAGGUGGAACUCGAGGAGGAGGAAGACGACGAGAAGGAUCUCGAGGCGAUGCGACGGGCCGAGGAGGAGGAGCGCCGCGAGCAGGAGGCCGAGACGAAGACCCGCCGCCGCCGGGGACGGCCCAAGCGCCGCCGCGACCCGGAGAGCGAGGAGGAGGAACCCGAGGAGGUGGAGCCGCAAGAGGAGGAGCCCCGUGAGGAGGAGAACACGGAGGCGGUGCCCGUAGCUGUUGGGGACCCGGUCAAGAUCACCGGUAAGGGGAGGAAGCAGAAGAAGCACUACUCUUCCUUCGAGUACGAGGGCAACACCUUCGAGCUGGAGGACCCCGUGCUGCUCACGCCUGAGGACAGUACUGAGAAGCCCUAUGUCGCCAUCCUCAAGGAUAUAACAGAAACUGAGGGGAGCCUAUAUGUAACUGGCCAAUGGUUUUAUAGACCAGAAGAGGCUGACAAAAAGGAGGGUGGAUGCUGGGUAGCACGAGAUACACGAGAGCUAUUUUACAGUUUUCAUAUUGAUGAUGUGCCUGCAGAAUCAGUUAUGCACAAAUGUGUGGUCCAUUUCAUUCCUCAGCACAAGCAGAUUCCCAGUCGAAAGCAGCACCCUGGAUUUAUUGUCCAGAAGGUCUAUGAUGCAGUUGAGAAGAAACUGUGGAACCUAACAGACAAGGACUAUGAGGAUAACAAGCAACAAGAGAUUGAUCUUCUUGUUAAGAAAACAAUAGACCGUAUUGGGCAGCUUCCCGAUCUCGAACCUGAAGAGACACCUCUUGAGAACAAUCAUUUGUCAAAUAAACGAGGCCUGCGUAAGAAACCUGUUAACCCUAUAGAUGUAACAAGAGAACCUCCAGUUGGCAAAUCCGAGCAGUUUGCAAAAGCAGAGACACCUGGAAGUGAUAAGCUAAGGAAUUAUGAUAUCCUUGUUAGGUAUAAAGUACUUACAGGUUGUACUUAUCGUGAUAGGUGGCUUGAUAAAUUGGUAGAAAGUAUUCCGCUUGCAUCAAAGGAGAAUGCUGGAACCUCUGCUGACGCUGAUUCUACAGCCAAAAGUUCAAUCAAUGGUUCACCUGCAAAGGAUGUUGGUUCUGCUGAAAAUGAAAAAUCAUAUGGACUUGAUGUUGUUGUUGAGAUAAUGGUUGCAUUAGAAAGAUCUGCAUUUGAAGCUCUUGGAACAGAUUUUGGGAAAUAUAACCAGAAACUGCGACAACUACUGUUCAACAUCAAGAAUAUCUCUAAACUUCGCAGGAGGCUGAUGGACAAGGAGCUUGAUCCUCCUGCUCUUUUAACCAUGUCCCCAGAUGAAUUAAAGGCUGGCUUGACUUCAGCAGAGAAAACAUCUGAACCCGAAGAAUCAAGGAAAUUGCAGAUGACUGAUAAAAGAUGUGAAAGAUGCAGUGAGAAGAAAGUUGUCAUAUCUAAUAUUAUCCAUGCAGGUCAUGGAGACCGCUAUCAGUUGGAAUGUACUUCCUGUGGCUUCACAUGUUUUUCGUCCAGAGAUGCCAUUACAACACUGACAGAGGAUGCCCCAAGCACUGCUGGGAAUGUGGGUACCGCCCCUUUGGCAACAGCAAAGUUUGAGGUCGUUGAGAAGAAGCUCAUGAGCCCACGGGACCAAUCCGGCAAGCCUGCUUCUGAUGCCCUCCAGAAGAGCACUGCAGCUUACAUGCCAACUGUGGAGAGGCAGAAGUCGUUUGUUAAGCCCAAGCUGGAUGAACCCUCCCCUGCACCAAAACAGAUGUAG
Molecule: messenger RNA, 1911 nt
Organism: Miscanthus lutarioriparius
Lineage: Eukaryota; Viridiplantae; Streptophyta; Magnoliopsida; Poales; Poaceae
Source: the annotation of a GenBank genome assembly